Spodoptera littoralis (African cotton leafworm) is the source of this 1173-nucleotide messenger RNA. The record is from the annotation of a GenBank genome assembly. NCBI's taxonomy places the organism in Eukaryota, Metazoa, Arthropoda, Insecta, Lepidoptera, Noctuidae.
AUGAAAAUUGACAGUUGUUCCAAAAAAAUGGCGGCGAUUGGAAUGUGUGAAACUCCCGGCUGCAAAUCUGUUGCUCAAUUGCAAUGCCCAACGUGUAUAAAACUCGGAAUACAAGGCUCAUUUUUUUGUAAUCAAGACUGCUUCAAGAAGUCUUGGAAGAAUCACAAAAUAAUUCACUCGUUGGCGAAGGGUGAGAGUACAGAUGCAUCUAGUGUGGAGUAUAACCCCUGGCCGUCAUUUAAUUUCACUGGGAAGUUGAGACCGUUCCCGCCGGGGCCGAAGCGUACAGUGCCACCGCAUAUAGGCCGCCCGGACUACGCAGACCAUCCGACUGGCUUCCCUGCGUCUGAGAAUGCCGCUAAGGGUUCGGGACAGAUUAAAGUGCUUGACGAUGAGGAAAUCGAAGGCAUGCGUGUAGCUUGCCGCCUUGGCAGAGAGGUGCUAGAUGAGGCAGCCAGAGUAUGUGAUGUGGGAGUGACUACAGAUGAGAUAGAUCGCAUUGUACAUGAGGCCUGCAUAGAGCGUGAGUGCUACCCCAGCCCACUCAAUUAUCACAACUUCCCUAAUAGCUGCUGCACUUCUGUCAACGAGGUCAUUUGCCACGGUAUACCUGAUCUACGCCCCUUGGAGGACGGUGAUAUCUGCAAUGUGGAUGUGACAGUCUAUCACCGAGAAUUCCAUGGUGAUCUCAACGAGACUUUCUUUGUUGGAAACGUGCCUGAGUCUAGCCGGAAACUAGUUCAAGUUACGUAUGAAUGCUUGGCUAAAGCUAUAGAGAUAGUGAAACCUGGUGAGAAGUACAGGGAGAUUGGCAAUGUGAUUCAGAAGCAUGCUCAGGCCAACGGGCUCAGCGUAGUACGCUCAUAUUGCGGACAUGGCAUACACAGGCUGUUCCAUACUACACCCAAUGUGCCACAUUAUGCCAAAAACAAAGCUAUUGGUGUGAUGAAGCCAGGGCACUGCUUCACCAUUGAGCCGAUGAUCAAUGAAGGAGGGUGGCGCGACGAGCAGUGGCCAGAUCACUGGACCGCUGUUACUGCUGAUGGCUCUCGUUCAGCUCAAUUUGAACAAACACUCCUGGUGACAGAGACUGGUUGCGACAUCCUGACACAGCGCUCGACUGGCCGACCAUGGUUCAUGGACCAACUAGAGAAACUUAAUGCCAAGUCCUAG